This is a messenger RNA of Anoplopoma fimbria (sablefish), 1918 nucleotides long. RefSeq names its product neutrophil cytosolic factor 2 (gene ncf2). The record is from RefSeq and is a predicted model, not a curated record. NCBI's taxonomy places the organism in Eukaryota, Metazoa, Chordata, Actinopteri, Perciformes, Anoplopomatidae. Bases 45 to 1532 code for a protein of 495 amino acids. Gene Ontology annotation, molecular function: superoxide-generating NADPH oxidase activator activity; protein binding. Gene Ontology annotation, biological process: superoxide anion generation. The transcript has 15 exons.
UCCUUAAUUUGAUCUACAGCUCAGUGUACUCCAAACCAGCGACAAUGUCCUAUGUGGACACUUUGCGCCAGUGGGACAAUGCUGUAACUUGCGUUGACAGACAGGAUUUGUCAGAGGCACUCAAGAUUUUCCUGGCUAUCCAAGAACCAAACUCCAAAAUUUAUUUUGACAUUGGCUGUCUCCAUCUUCUUAACCAAGACCUGGAUGCUGCUGAAAAGGCGUUUGAUUGCAGCAUAGGCAAGGAUGAGCAUCUGGCUGUUGCCUUCUUUCAAAGAGGGAUGACGUUUUACAGAAAGAAGAGGUAUGAGGAGAGUUUAGCUGAUUUCCAGCAAGCCUUCAAAGCACUAAGAGGCAACCAACUGAUAGAUUACAAAGCACUUGGUCUCAGAUACAAAUUAUAUGCAUGUGAGGUUCUCCUCAAUGUGGCUUUGGCUGAGGCUCAGCUGGGUCACUGGGAAAAAGCUCAUGAUAACCUUGUGAAGGCUCUCAACUACAAGACAGAUACCAAGCUCAAUAUCAUUGACAAAGCUCUGGAUUCAGCCCUGAAACAGAAACUUUUCAAACCAGUCGAGUUCCCAUCAAAAGUGCUAUUCAAACCGAAUAAGCACUAUGUUGCUGAGCUGGAGAAGAAGGACUACCUGGGCAAAGCAAAGGUUGUUGCCUCAGUCGUUCCUCAGGAUGCCUUCUCUGGAUUUGCCCCCUUACAGCCACAGGUUGAAGAUGGUCCCACUUAUCCAAAAGAACCUGAGGUUCUGAGGGCUUUAGAAGGAGAACCCCACACUGUCCUGUUUGAGUUUGUUCCUGAGACCAGUGAUGAGUUGGCUGUAGUUCCGGGCAAUAUUGUGUUUGUACUGCAGAAGGGUGCCGACAACUGGGCAUCUGUGAUCUUCAACGAAAGAAGGGGACUUGUUCCUUACAAUUACCUUGAACGUUUGGAGAUCUCCUUGGCAUCCAAACAGAACGAGGCAAUACCUCAGCGUCCAAGUCGAGAACCACCCACCAGACCUCAGAGGAAACUAGGUUCUACUCCUAGUGGGAACAGCAGUGGAGAUUUACAAAAGGAUAUACGGCCUACUGACAACUUGUGUAUUGUCAAGGUCCGUUUCACAUUUAACUUUGCCGUCUCAGUACCACCUGGGUCUCCCUAUGCAACACUGAUUGAGAAAAUCAGUAAGAAACUGAAUCUCCCGCCUGCUGCAAUUACUUUGAGUUUAACCUCCGAGGCAACGGAACAAAGUGUAAUCAGCCCCAGCACAGAAAUGGAAAGUGUGUGGAAACGUGCCAGUGGUCUGCGCAUCACCUUGUGGUGUAACGCCAAAGAGCAAACUGAUGGAAAUCCAAAGAGCGAGAUUCACUUUGUGGCACUUCAUUCCUAUGAGUCAUCAAACCCAGAGGAUCUCAACUUUCAGCAAGGCGAUAAAAUCAAAUUACUCUCUAAAGUUAACCAGGAUUGGUUUGAAGGGCAACGUAAUGGGAACACUGGUAUAUUUCCUGCAUCCUUUGUGGAAGAAGCUCCUGUCAAUGGCCAGUAAUUGAAAUAAAUACACGUAAACAAACAAGAAGCUAGAGCCAGUACUCCAGCUCUGUGGCUGACGCUGAAAAGUAGUCAGGAACCCCCUUACCAAAACCAAUAAAGAAUCAAUUACAUUUAAUAAUCAGGGUCUACAUAUUGUUCAUUGAUGCAUCAUCAUGGAGACGUUGUUUCAUCUUCAUAGGCAAUAGCUAUGCCUCUCCUGCCCUCUACUGCCUUCACCACAGGUGUCUCUCCCAACAUCUGCUCUAAGCCACGCCAGCUUCGCUCUGCCAGAAAAGAUGCUGAAAAGAGAAAGCAAAAUGUGUUUUGUUUGAUUCAGCAAUUAUUGUACGUGUGCAGAAAUCUACAAUAAACUUAUGGAUGCAUGAAAAAUGAAUUCAAACA